AUGAAUGCAUCUGAUCUGACCGAACUAUGUGUCGCCUUGCAACUGGAUGAUAUCAAUAGCCCGGUAGUGAGUAUGGGGCGCGCGAUAGCGUGGAAAAGGGUUGAACUAUACUUGAUUCGUGUCUGCUCGGGAAUGUCUUGGACAUCGUUUACGAUUUGUGUGUAUCCCCUCCUUCCCUUUCUUCUUCAUAGAAAACACAACUCUCUCUCCCUCUCUCGUUUCCACUUGCUAAAUAGCUACAGAAGAUACGUCCGCAGAGGACUGGUUAAUUGGAUGGAAAAUCUUUUGGGACUUCUUAGAAUUCUGGUCAAGAGAGGUGUAAAUCUUGCUGUUCGUGAUGUACGAAGUAGCGAUCCUUACGUUAUUGUCAAAAUGGGUAAACAGAAAUUGAAGACUCGUGUUAUUAAAAAGGAUGUUAAUCCUGAAUGGAAUGAGGAUUUGACGCUUUCCGUUGCAGAUCCUAAUCUUCCAAUCAAGCUGACUGUCUACGACCACGACACUUUCAGCAUGGAUGACAAAAUGGGAGACGCAGAAAUCGACAUUAAACCAUUUGUAGAAGUCUUGAGAAUGAAAUUAGACAACCUUCCGAGUGGUACUAUACUUACAAGAAUACAACCCUGCAGGUCGAAUUGCCUCGCUGAAGAGAGUUGCGUCGUCUGGAAUGACGGCAAGGUGAUGCAAGAUAUGUGCCUGAGAUUGAGAAAUGUGGAGUGUGGUGAAGUGGAAAUUCAGCUUGGAUGGAUUGAACUCCCUGGCUCCAGAGAAGAGCUGUGUUGCGAAGUCCAAUCGAACCAGAAUUCAGAAAGGUUUGGACAUUUGAUAAGGGACAAAAAGAUGAUUUCAUGCUUGCCCUUCUUACUCCUUGAAAACCCAACUUUUGCAAUACCAAAUCUACAUCAAUUUGUGCAUUUCAAACAGUAUGUUUGA
Fraxinus pennsylvanica is the source of this 927-nucleotide messenger RNA. The record is from the annotation of a GenBank genome assembly. Lineage: Eukaryota; Viridiplantae; Streptophyta; Magnoliopsida; Lamiales; Oleaceae.